Messenger RNA from Carica papaya (papaya), 321 nucleotides. Its product is annotated as flowering-promoting factor 1-like. Gene Ontology annotation, biological process: regulation of flower development. The record is from RefSeq and is a predicted model, not a curated record. Lineage: Eukaryota; Viridiplantae; Streptophyta; Magnoliopsida; Brassicales; Caricaceae.
AUGUCAGGAGUCUGGGUGUUUAAAUCGAACGGCGUGAUUCGUCUGGUGGAGAAUCCACAGGCGGAAUCGUCGGGAAGGAGAAAGGUUUUGGUGUAUUUGGCUACAGGAGAGGUGAUAUCGUCGUAUUCGUCGCUGGAGCAAAUACUGAAGAGCUUAGGGUGGGAGAGGUAUUAUGGGGGUGACUGUGACCUGUUGCAGUUCCACAAGCGCUCCUCCAUUGACCUAAUCUCUCUUCCCAGAGACUUCACCAGGUUCAACUCUGUUUACAUGUACGACAUCGUCAUUAAGAACCCAAAUUCCUUCCAUGUCCGCGACAUGUAA